Molecule: messenger RNA, 2205 nt
Organism: Letharia columbiana
Lineage: Eukaryota; Fungi; Ascomycota; Lecanoromycetes; Lecanorales; Parmeliaceae
Exons: 5
Coding region: 1-2205 (734 amino acids)
Biological process (GO): regulation of actin filament polymerization
Molecular function (GO): protein binding
Source: RefSeq, a predicted model, not a curated record
AUGGCUGAGGUAGACAUUGCGCCGAGAUUCGGCACCGAGCUCAAAGAUGGCUUCAAACCAGUCAAUGCUUGGGUUGCAAAUGGAGUCACCUGGCUUGAUGAUAUACAGCUGUUCUACCGGGAAAGGGCGGCGAUUGAGAAGGACUACAGUUCCAAGCUUUACGGCUUAGCCAGGAAGAACUUUGAAAAGAAAGCCAAGCGGUCCAGUAGCCUAAGCGUAGGAGACACCCCAAGCAUGACGCCGGGAUCCUUGGAGUGUGCUUCUCUUACGACGUGGACCACCCAACUCUCUACGCUUGAAUCAAGAGCUGCAGAACAUGACCGAUAUUCCUCGGAACUUCUCCUACAGAUCGCAGAACCACUCAAGAACCUGGCCGCACGAUACGAAGAGAUACGAAAAAGCCACGCUGAAUAUUCGGCGAAGUUGGAGAGGGAGCGAGAUCUGUCGUAUGGUGACCUGAAGAAAACCAAGGGCCGGUAUGAUGGAGCUUGCCAAGAGGUAGAGAGCAGGCGGAAAAAGACCGAGUCCUCGUUUGAUCAUGGCAAGAACAAAGCGCAAAGUGCAUACCAGCAACAACUUAUGGAGAUGCAUAAUGCGAAGAAUACCUAUCUCAUCAAUAUCAACGUCACAAACCAACAGAAAAAGAGAUACUACUAUGAGUACGUUCCCGAUCUGUUAGACAGCCUACAAGACCUCUCAGAGACCCGAGUUAAUCAACUCAACUCAUUGUGGUCUCACGCCGUCAACCUAGAAAAAUCUGCCCUUUCUCGAAGUACCGACCACCUCCAGCACCUUGGCUCGGAAAUCCCACGCAAUGACCCGAAACUAGACUCAAUGAUGUUUGUACGGCAUAAUGUGGCGCCAUGGCAAGAACCUUUGGAUUUGAUGUUCGAGCCGAGUCCCGUCUGGCUGGACGACAGUGCGAUGGCGGUCAAUGAGACGGCCAAGAUAUACCUACGAAAUGUGCUGGGCAAAAGCAAGAGCCAAUUGCGGGAUCUGAAGCAAGACGUGGACAAGAGAAGGAAAGAAGUCGAAGCCAUUAAGAUGAUACGGAGAAACAUACGACAAGGCAAAGACAAGCGAGAUGAGGUGGAAAUGGUGAAGGCCAUGUUCAAUGCCCAAGAGCUUCUCCACGAAGUCGAACGACAACGAUUGACUGCCGAGGUCGAGACUCAUACAAUCACUUCCACAGUCGGCGAUGUAUCGCUUGGAGCUCAGAACCAUGCAUUCAAAUCACAAACUUUCAAAGUACCUACCAAUUGCGAUCUUUGUGGAGAAAGAAUAUGGGGGCUAUCGGCCAAGGGGUUUGAUUGUCAAGAUUGCGGCUACACAUGCCACAGCAAAUGCGAGCUAAAAGUCCCAGCGGAAUGUCCUGGAGAGCAGUCUAAAGAAGGGAAGAAGAAAUUGAAAGCGGAAAGACAGGCAGCGUCAAAAGUUGCUCCACCACAGAGUAAUGGCGGACCUCCAGACGGCGUUACAGAGCUGCCCGCAUUGAGUAGGAGUAACACCAUGGAUACUCUCAGCUCGGGAUAUGCGGCUAGCGCAAAUAGAUCAGUCUCUGGGAAGGUACCAACCGAUGAGACGAGUACAGAUGGGGCAAGAUCUCCACCUCCCGCAAGCAAGCCAGCUACGUUGAGAAAGAACAGGAUUGUGGCUCCGCCGCCCGCGCAGUACAUCGCCGAGAUGCCAGGUAACAGCCCCAGUGGAGGCGGCUCGAGUACUUCACAUCCAACAGAACAGCGAGGGAGAAUGAAUUAUGCUUAUCAGGCGACCACGGAUGGAGAAGCAUCAGUGGAAGAGGGUGAUGAAGUCUCCAUCGUUGAGCCAGAUGAUGGCUCUGGCUGGACCUUUGUCCGUCUCAACGCCCACACCACCGGCCUUGUUCCAACAUCGUACCUCGAAAUGCUUGCCAUCCCUCCAGUCCUAGAACGGCCCGUCUCCUCGUACUCCAGCUCUUCCACCUCCCUCACAGGGAGCAUACCCAGCAAAAAGAAAGGUCCCGUGGUUGCCCCCAAACGAGGGGCCAAGAAACUGAAAUACGUCGAAGCAUUGUAUCAUUACGAAUCACGAAGCGAUGCAGAGUGGGGCAUGAGUGAAGGAGAAAGGUUUGUGCUUGUAAAUAAAGACACCGGAGAUGGAUGGGCGGAUGUCGAGAAAGGGGGUGUGACGAAGAGCGUGCCUGCGAAUUAUAUCCAGGAGGUUUGA